UUUAACGGAUGUGGAAGUGAAACCCUCUGGUGGUGAACGACUGUUACACAUGAGAAAGUACGUCUACGGUACCAUAUAAAAGCCUCCGGCGCGGCUUCAACGGCACAGAGCCUUCCACAUCUCCAAUCAUGAAGGCCUUGAUUGUACUGAGCGCUGUGUGCCUGUGCGUGGCUCUAGCUGCUGAGCCUGAAAAGAAAGAGGCAACGCAGGAGACCAAGAAACAGGAUAAACGCGGGCUCAUCGGGCUCGGCGAUCAUGGAGGAUUUGGUGGCGGAGACUUGGGUGGACACGAGUUCGGAGGCGGUGGCGGAAUUGAGCUCGGCGGCGGCGGCGGCGGCUUCGAAGGCCAUGGGGGCUUCGAAGGCGGCUUCGAGGGCCACGGUGGGUUUGAGGGUGGAAUCGGGGGCGGUGGCGGUGGCGAACACGAGCACCACCACCACGAACACGUCAAGACCAUAGUGGUCGAAAAGAAGGUCCCAGUGCCCUACACUGUGACCAAACACGUUCCCUACACCGUGGAAAAGAAAGUACCCUACGAGGUCAAAGUACCCGUUCCACAACCCUAUACUGUGGAGAAGAAAAUCCCCGUGCCAGUCAAGGAGUACAUCAAAGUACCCUACAUCGUCCCCCAGCCCUACGAGGUGAUCAAGAAGAUCCCCUACGAAGUCAAAGUUCCAGUGCCAAGGCCCUACGAAGUCAAAGUCCCCGUUCCCCAACCCUACACCGUCGAAAAGAAAAUCCCAGUUCCAGUCAAAGUGCCCGUACCACAGCCCUAUACCGUCGAAAAGAAAGUUCCGUAUCCAGUCAAGGUAGAAAUCCCAGUCCCACAACCCUACACCGUGGAGAAAAAGGUCCCUUACGAAGUUAAGGUUCCUGUGGAUAGGCCCUACCCCGUGCACGUACCCAAACCCUACCCAGUCACUGUAGAAAAGCACAUUCCGUACCCAGUCGAAAAACCAGUGCCUUACGAGGUUAAGGUACCAGUCGACAAGCCCUACCCCGUCGAAGUACCCAAGCCGGUACCAUACCACGUCAAAGUACCCGUUCCUCAACCCUACACUGUUGAGAAGAAGGUGCCAGUAGAAAUCGAGAAACCCGUACCCGUACCCGUCAAGGUACCUGUAGAUAAACCAUACCCCGUAUACAAAGAAAUUCCAUACCCCGUAGAAAAACCAGUACCCUAUCCUGUAAAAAUCCCCGUGCACAUACCCGUUAAGGUCCACCACCACCACCACGAAGAGUCUGGUGGCGGUUUUGAAGGAUCUUUCGGCGGAGGGUACCACUAGUUGUUGUUAGCUCGUUAUUAAUUGUUAUGUAAUUGCUAUUUUUAUACUUGUGCUUGUUAAAUUUCGUUUCGACAUUUGCUCAAAUUGAAUCAUUUCCUCAUUAAAUUCAUAAAGCGUGCAGUAUUAUUACUUAGAAACUGUGUUAAUUAGUAUAAUUUAUCUACUUUUAUAAUAAAUCAUUUCUACGUA
Molecule: messenger RNA, 1475 nt
Organism: Tribolium castaneum (red flour beetle)
Lineage: Eukaryota; Metazoa; Arthropoda; Insecta; Coleoptera; Tenebrionidae
Product: skin secretory protein xP2
Exons: 2
Coding region: 129-1286 (385 amino acids)
Source: RefSeq, a predicted model, not a curated record